UGAUCAUUUUGCUCGAGAAUUAAAAAAACCUUGACACGAGAAAAAAGAAAAUAAAUAUUAGAAAAUUCAUUUAGUUUGGGAGGUUCAGAUCUUGAGAGAUUUGACGAAAUUUUGGUUGUUAGUAAAUGCUUUUUGAAGAUGGUAGCUGAAUCAGAGGUUUUGCAUUUGCAGCAGAGGGUGGCUGCGUUGGAUGUUAAUUAUUUCGGUAAAGGAAGCAAAAUUGAAGAGAUUGAAGGUAUUGUUACGAUUACAUCGCCGGUUUCUCCGCAAGCUGUGAAUCAAGUUCGUAUAUCGGAGUCAGUUUCAAACGACUUGUCCACCUCUCAAGUGGACGAAAAAUCUGCAGAAAAGAUUCCAGAUGACAGUCUUGAAUCUCCUGACCUGCAAUUUGUUCCUAGCAUUCGAUCUGGUAGUUUUGCAGACAUCGGUCCACGCAGAGACAUGGAAGAUGAGCAUAUAAAAAUAGAUGAUCUGUCAUCUCACUUGGGAUCCCUCUUUACAUUUCCUAAGCCUAGUGCUUUUUAUGGGGUGUUUGAUGGUCAUGGAGGACCCGAAGCAGCAGCAUACAUCAGGAAAAAUGUAAUUAGAUUUAUUUUUGAAGAUGUCAACUUCCCCCAAUCAUCUGAAGAUGAUGAUGUUUUUUUGAAAGCGGUUGAGAACUCCCUUCGGAAUGCAUAUCUGCAUGCAGACAAGGCUUUGUCUGCUGACUCCAGCGUGAGUAGCUCCUCUGGAACAACAGCACUUAUUGCUUUGAUAUUUGGAAGGCUUCUGAUGGUGGCUAAUGCCGGUGAUUGUCGUGCAGUUCUCUGCCGGAAGGGAGAGGCAAUUGACAUGUCUCAAGACCACAGACCAAUAUAUCCAUCUGAAAAGAAGCGAGUUGAAGGGUUGGGUGGUUAUGUUGGGGGUGAUGGAUAUCUAAAUGGUGUUUUAUCAGUGUCCCGUGCAUUGGGUGAUUGGGACAUGAAGUUUCCUUGGGGUUCUCGUUCACCUCUCAUAGCAGAACCUGAAUUUCAGCAGAUGGUUUUAACAGAAGAUGACGAGUUUCUCAUCAUUGGAUGUGAUGGAAUCUGGGAUGUGAUGUCAAGUCAGCAUGCAGUAAACCUUGUACAUCGAGGACUGCGGCGUCAUGAUGACCCUGAACAGUGUGCCAGGGACCUUGUCAUGGGGGCCUUGCGCCUCAACACAUUUGACAAUCUCACAGUAAUAAUUAUAUGCUUCACUUCCCUUGAUCACCGGGAGCCAUCACCACCUCAACAACGGAGAACGAGGUGUUGCAAGAUUUCUGCAGAGGCCUUGUGCAGCUUGAAGAGCUUAUUGAAUGGCAGUGCAGGCCGUUGAAUGUAAAUAUUAUAUCUAAAUAAAAUCUCUUGAUUAGGAGAGAAUUCUUACUGUUUCUGGCUGCUUCAGUCAGAUGCUAGAAAAAGCAGCUACCAGUUUUGUAGGUAUCAACAUUUUCCAGCUGCGAUGGGUGAGUUCCUGGCUGAUGCCUGGCUGAUGUACAUAGAGUGACGGAUGGCGGUGGUUGUAGAAAUGAUCCUGAUAUAUUGUUCUUGCGUAAAGUCAUUAUGGAUUAUUUUUUCGUAAAUAAUCCAAUUUCAGGGUGGCUGCCCGUUUGAUGUAGUCCAUUUUUUAUUUGUGACACGGUCUGUAUCAUAAAUGCGUUUUCUCAUUUUAAUGAAGUUUUUGAUAUUUGUAUU
Molecule: messenger RNA, 1697 nt
Organism: Mangifera indica (mango)
Lineage: Eukaryota; Viridiplantae; Streptophyta; Magnoliopsida; Sapindales; Anacardiaceae
Product: probable protein phosphatase 2C 49
Exons: 4
Coding region: 139-1338 (399 amino acids)
Biological process (GO): protein dephosphorylation
Molecular function (GO): cation binding; protein serine/threonine phosphatase activity
Source: RefSeq, a predicted model, not a curated record